Thamnophis sirtalis is the source of this 1848-nucleotide messenger RNA. RefSeq names its product hyaluronan binding protein 2 (gene HABP2). Gene Ontology annotation, molecular function: calcium ion binding; serine-type endopeptidase activity. Lineage: Eukaryota; Metazoa; Chordata; Lepidosauria; Squamata; Natricidae. Gene Ontology annotation, biological process: proteolysis. The record is from RefSeq and is a predicted model, not a curated record.
GGAGAAAAUCUGUUUAAAAUAAGAAUGUUUAAUUGGUUUGUCUAUUUGCCACUUCUCUCUCUGAUUGUCUUUCUUGGAAAUACUCCUGUUUCACAUUCUGGGAUUAUAUCAUUCUGGUUCGGCCAACAACCUGACUUUGCUGAUGACUAUGAUGAUGAAUACAGCACUGAUUAUACAGAUCCAGAGGAAACCGAAAUCAGAUUUAGUUUCUUUGACUCUGAUUGGAUUUAUGAAUUCUUCACUCACGAUGUAAAUCCCUGCCAGACAAACCCAUGCCAGAAUAAUGGAAUCUGUAAAAGAAAAAGAAACAGCUAUAUAUGUUCCUGCCCUGAACCAUACACAGGAUCAAAGUGUGAGCGUGUGAAAAAUACAUGCAAAAGAAUCAACUGCCGUCAAGGAGAAUGUCUGAUUAUAUUAAGAGAACCUUAUUAUCAAUGCAGUUGUAGAUAUCCAUAUAAACCACCAUUAUGUAAAAAAGCAUCCUCAGCUUGUCAACGAAAUCCUUGUAGAAAUGGAGGCACCUGUCAGAGGCAUCGUUUAAGGCAUAAAUUCAGCUGCAACUGCCCUGAAGCUUUCAGAGGAAAAUUUUGUGAACUAGGGCCUGAGGACUGCUUUGAAGAAAAUGGCCACACAUACAGAGGAAAUGUUAGCCAAACAAUCCUCCAGAAAAAAUGCCUUCACUGGAAUUCUCAUUUUCUUUUGGACAGUAGUUAUAACACAUUUAUGGAACAUGCUGACUAUUAUGGCCUUGGCGAUCAUAACUUCUGCAGGAAUCCAGAUGGUGAUGACAAACCCUGGUGCUUUGUCAAUGUGAAUAACAAAUUGAAAUGGGAUUUCUGUGAUGUCCCCUCAUGCUUGUCAACAGCAAAAGUCUCCAUGAAUAUAACAACCUCUUUCAAUAAUCCAGUAGUAAGUAAUACAUACAGAACAUGUGGAAAACCAGAAAUAAUAAGACCAUUCAAGAGAAUCUAUGGAGGUGUCAAGUCAGCUCCUGGCAAACAUCCAUGGCAAGCAUCUCUUCAGAGGAAGAUUUCAGCAGGUGUACCUAAGGGACAUUAUUGUGGAGGAGUGUUGAUUGAGCCAUGCUGGGUUCUUACCGCAGCACACUGUGUCACGACAGAAGCACACAACCUCCAGGUGUCCCUUGGAGAACAGAAUCUCAAAAGGAAAGAGCAACAUGAACAAAAGUUUGAUGUAGACAAAAUCAUUAAACAUGGACACUAUACAGAGCAGGAUGGCAUCCCAUACAAUGAUAUUGCUUUGUUGAAAUUAAAGCCAAUUGAUGGGCACUGUGCUGUGGAAACAAGUUAUGUUAAAUUUGCGUGCUUGCCUGAUUUUAUAUUUCCUGAUAACACAGAAUGUUAUAUAUCAGGCUGGGGAGAAACAGAAAUAAGUGAAUCAUCUCAUCAGCUAUUGGAUGCCAAAGUAAAACUGAUUUCCGAAAGGCAAUGUAAUGCACCAAAUGCAUAUAACAGCAGAGUGGUGGAAAGCAUGCUUUGUGCUGGAAGUCUUCAGAGAACAAGAGCAGAUACUUGUCAGGGUGAUUCAGGAGGACCUCUAACGUGUGUUACCAAUGACACUUACUAUGUUUAUGGAAUUGUGAGCUGGGGAGAUCAGUGUGGAUUAAAAAAUAAACCGGGAGUUUAUACUCGAGUGACAAGAUUUCUCAAUUGGAUUAGAACAAAAAUUACACACACGUCUAAUUUUCAAAACUAAGAAUGGUAGUCAUCAAAACAAGAAUAGUAGAGUAAUUUAUCAAAACUUCUGCUGCAUCAGGAUUCAGCUGGACUUGUUGAGAUCCUUCUGUUAUUUUCUCCUGCAAUUGCAAUAGAUUCAGAAUGUUAUCUC